Rotaria sp. Silwood2 is the source of this 654-nucleotide messenger RNA. The record is from the annotation of a GenBank genome assembly. Lineage: Eukaryota; Metazoa; Rotifera; Eurotatoria; Philodinida; Philodinidae.
AUGAUGUUGCAACAAGGUUUUAUUAUUCUCCUCAUAAUAUUUCUUUUUACGGGAAAUAUUCAAGGUCAAUUUCGUCGUUUAAUAUAUCCAAAUGGAAAACAACACAUUAUUACAUCAAAUGAUGAUCCUGGUGAACCUUUAUUUCUUACACCUUAUCUUGAACAAGGUAAAAUUGAAGAAGCAAGACGAUUAAGUUCUGUUGAAUUACCACCAUAUACACAACAAUCAUUUUCUGGUUAUUUAACUGUGAAUAAACAAUAUAAUUCAAAUAUGUUUUUUUGGUUUUUUCCUGCGCAAAAUGGUGAUAAAAAUGCUCCUGUUCUUCUGUGGCUUCAAGGUGGUCCAGGUGCAUCAUCACUUUUUGGUUUAUUUAAUGAACAUGGUCCUAUACAAGUUAAUAAUGAUGGAAGUUUAACAGAACGACCUAUAACAUGGAAUUCAUUAUAUAAUCUCUUAUAUAUUGAUAAUCCAGUUGGUACAGGUUAUAGUUUUACAUCAAAUGAUCAAGGUUAUGCACGUUCACAAGAUGAUGUUGCACGUGAUCUUUAUUCAGCAUUAACACAAUUCUUUCAAAUCUAUACUGAUUAUGCAUCAAAUCCAUUUUAUGUUACAGGUGAAAGUUAUGGUNCAACUAUAAUAAGAACUAAACACUAG